Megalops cyprinoides (Indo-Pacific tarpon) is the source of this 657-nucleotide messenger RNA. RefSeq names its product lecithin retinol acyltransferase b, tandem duplicate 2 (gene lratb.2). NCBI's taxonomy places the organism in Eukaryota, Metazoa, Chordata, Actinopteri, Elopiformes, Megalopidae. Gene Ontology annotation, molecular function: phosphatidylcholine-retinol O-acyltransferase activity. Bases 1 to 657 code for a protein of 218 amino acids. The transcript is spliced from 2 exons. Gene Ontology annotation, biological process: retinol metabolic process. The record is from RefSeq and is a predicted model, not a curated record.
AUGUUUCCCGUUGAGCUCCUGAACCUGUUUUUCAUUACGCGACAACCAAGGGAUGAGGCUGAGGAAAAGGUCCCCAAGUAUGACAAAUCUGUCUACAAAAGAGGGGACCUGUUAGCAGUCCACCGCAUUCUCUUUACGCACUUCGGCAUCUACCUGGGGGACAACAGGGUCGCUCACCUGAUACCCGACAUCCUGCCCGCCGUCUCCAAAAACCAGGACGCCAUCAAGAGGGCGGUGACCAACAGCAGGCUGAUCCUCGGGGUUGUCGCCAAGGUGGCCAGUGUGAGGGUGGACUCCCUGGAGGACUUUGCGUAUGGGGCCCCGAUCAUAGUCAACCUGCUGGACAAAGCGUGCAGCUGCCCACCGUUCAGCAGCGAGGAGGUGGCCAGGAGGGCCGAGAAGCUGCUGGGGUCCAUUACUUACAGCCUCCUCUGGCACAACUGCGAACACUACGCCAUGUACUGCAGAUACGGUACUCUGGCCAGCUUUCAGACCAACCAGUUCUGUGAAACGUUUAGGAAGACACUUUUCAGCAGCAGGAGUGCCUUACUUGUCGCCCUGUUGGGAUUGGGCACUUUGCUGUAUCUAGGUUCAGUGUCACCAAUCACCACUCUGCCCACCCUCCUCCUCCCGUUUACUCUUUGGAUGGCAUCAUAA